This is a messenger RNA of Rhodamnia argentea, 1890 nucleotides long. Its product is annotated as protein DETOXIFICATION 27-like. Gene Ontology annotation, molecular function: antiporter activity; xenobiotic transmembrane transporter activity. The transcript is spliced from 8 exons. Bases 216 to 1787 code for a protein of 523 amino acids. Gene Ontology annotation, biological process: xenobiotic detoxification by transmembrane export across the plasma membrane. Lineage: Eukaryota; Viridiplantae; Streptophyta; Magnoliopsida; Myrtales; Myrtaceae. Gene Ontology annotation, cellular component: membrane. The record is from RefSeq and is a predicted model, not a curated record.
CGAGACAUCAGAAAGUAUUCAAUUUGAACUAAGCUUCGUGUUUUCGACCAAAACAUGUGGGAAGGAGUUGACCAACCUUUCGCUCUUAGUGAUGAGCAUUGAUUACGGCCUUCCUCUUCCUCCAUAUAAAUUCCGUGACCUACCUCUCUCUCUCUCUCUCUCUCUCUCUCUCUCUCUCUCUCUCUCUUGCUGUGUGCAAGCAUCGUCGCUCAGAAAUGGGAAGCAUCGACAGUGAGCGAGAGGGCAUGAGCUCCAGCCAACCCUUGCUGCCGGAAUCGUCCCCGAAGAGCAAGGACCGGGAGGAGGAGGACGACAGCAGGGACCUCAAGACCAGGGUCUGGAUCGAAACCAAGAAGCUAUGGCAGAUCGUCGGCCCCGCCAUCUUCAGCCGCGUCUCCUCCUACUCCAUGAACAUCAUCAGUCAGGCCUUCGCCGGCCACCUCGGCGAGGUCGAGCUCGCCGCCUUCUCCAUCGCCAACACCGUCAUCGUCGGCUUCAAUUUCGGCCUCCUGCUCGGGAUGGGGAGCGCGCUGGAGACGCUGUGCGGGCAGGCCUUCGGGGCGAAACGGUACCGCAUGCUCGGCAUCUACAUGCAGCGAUCGUGGAUCGUCCUCUUCUGCUGCUGCUUCGUGCUGCUCCCCGUCUACGUGUUCGCCGCGCCUCUCAUGAGGCUACUCGGCCAGCCCGACGACGUGGCGGAGAUGACGGGGGUGGCAGCGGCGUGGAUGAUCCCGCUCCACUUCAGCUUCGCCUUCCAGUUCCCGCUCCAGCGGUUCCUCCAGUGCCAGCUCAAGAACCCGGUGAUCGCGUGGGUCUCCCUCGCCGCCCUCAUCUUCAACGUGCUCUUCAGCUGGCUCGCGGUCUACGUGUUCGGGUUCGGGAUCGUGGGGCUGUCGGUGGUGCUCGACAUCUCGUGGUGGAUCCUGGUCCUCGGGCUGUUCGGGUACACCGCCUGCGGGGGGUGCCCGUUGACUUGGUCGGGUUUCUCGACGGAGGCCUUCUCGGGGCUCUGGGAAUUCCUCAAGCUCUCGGCGGCGUCCGGGGUCAUGCUCUGCUUGGAAAACUGGUACUAUCGAAUUCUGAUACUCCUUACCGGAUACCUACAAGAUGCGACGGUCGCGGUGGAUGCUUUGUCAAUCUGCAUGAGCAUUAAUGGCUGGGAGAUGAUGAUCCCACUUGCGUUCUUCGCCGCAACCGGGGUUCGGGUGGCGAACGAGCUGGGCGCUGGGAACGGCCAGGGCGCCAAGUUCGCGACCAAGGUUUCCGUGGCUCAGUCGACUAUAAUCGGCAUCGUCUUCUUCGCUCUGAUCAUGAUAUUUCACGACAAGUUUGCGUACAUAUUCACGUCGAGCGAGGACGUCCUCGAAGAGGUCGACCAACUCUCCCUCCUCUUAGGAGUCACGAUCCUCCUUAACAGUGUCCAACCGAUCCUGUCAGGAGUAGCAGUAGGAUCGGGAUGGCAAGCGUACGUCGCGUACAUAAAUCUAGGGUGCUACUACGUUGUCGGGCUCCCGCUCGGAUUACUUUUGGGAUGGUGGGCUGGUUGGGGUGUCAUGGGCAUGUGGGGUGGUAUGAUAUUUGGUGGCACCUUGAUCCAGACAGUGAUCUUGGCGAUCGUAACAAUACGCUCGGAUUGGGAUAAGGAGGCUAAGAAAGCUGCCGAACGGGUGAACAAGUACUCAACCUGGAAGCCCGAAAUCGACGAACCAAAGGACAGCGCCGAUGGAGAUAGCCGCGGCGGCUACACCCGCUCGCAGGAGUCUAUUGUCGGGCAGCUGAAGCCUUGAGCAGCUGUCCAAGUCCACAUUGUAGUUAGCCUCCAUGGUAGGAGCAAGCGAGCAACAUGGUCAAGCAACAACUCCAUGACAGAACAUGGGAAGGAACAUUUUG